ACAGAGGCAGAGGGAGGCUGAAGCUAUAGUGUAAUCCAAGCAGAUGAUCUCAAUGGACGAGUGUGAGGAGGAGGAGAGAAAGGGAAAGAGAGAAAGGAAGGAAUAACUUGAGGAUUUGAGAGCACACAGCAGUGACAGGAGUUUGUGUCGUGUCUUUUUUAGCUUUUCCUUUGGUGUGGAAUAUCCUUAGCUGGUUAUUUUUAGAUAUUAAUUAACUAUAACAUUGUAAACUAUAACACUGUGGAUGUAUCUAGCUACGUCGUUCCUCGACAGCAUCUAUCUAGCUAAGAUCUGACCAAAUCUGAGUGUUUGAGUCUUUAAUCUGAGUUGAAGCUGCUGGAAUUGUCUUUUUCAGCACCAUGUGUGGGAAAUUAAGGCUGUAGUGCUGAAUAUGUUGCUUGUCAACGUUAGUUAAGGGUUUGGUAUCUUGUAGGGGAUAAUUCUAGCUAGGUCUGAUAGCUCUUUCAAACAGCACCAAUAAAAGAUGAUCCAUAAUGGGACACCGGACUGACACAUCCAUGAAGAUGAGCCACAGGAGCAGCCCCGCAAAAGCCUAUGAUUUCCUUCUGAAAUUUCUGCUGGUGGGAGACAGUGAUGUGGGCAAAGGGGAGAUACUGGCCAGUCUGCAGGAUGGAUCUAGUGAAUCUCCAUAUGGAUAUAACAUGGGGAUUGAUUAUAAAACUACCACUAUCCUACUUGAUGGACGCCGAGUUAAGCUGCAGCUUUGGGACACCUCUGGACAGGGACGUUUCUGCACCAUCUUCCGCUCUUACUCCAGAGGAGCACAGGGUGUUAUCCUUGUAUAUGACAUCACAAAUCGCUGGUCCUUUGAUGGAAUUGACAGAUGGAUUAAAGAGAUUGAUGAGCAUGCGCCAGGAGUGCCAAAGAUCCUGGUGGGGAACCGUCUGCACUUGGCUUACAAGCGUCAGGUGACCACUGAAAAUGCCCAGGCCUUCGCAGAGAGGCUAGGGGUUACCUUCUUUGAGGUCAGCCCUCUGUGCAACUUCAACAUCACAGAGUCCUUCACUGAAUUGGCACGCAUUGUUUUAAUGCGGCAUGGCAUGGAGAGACUGUGGAGACCCAACAAAGUGUUGAGUCUGCAGGACCUGUGCUGCCGAUCCAUUGUCUCCUGCACACCCGUGCACCUGGUAGACAAACUCCCACUUCCUGUUGCCUUAAAGAGCCACCUCAAGUCCUUCUCCAUGGCCAACGGCCUCAACGCUCGCAUGAUGCACGGGCGCUCCUACUCCGUCAUCGCCAGCAGCGCAAAGAAGAGGAACGGAACAAAAAAAUCCAAACUCAUCUACCCACCCCUGAGCCCGUCCCAGAGCUGCGCAAGAACCAGCUGCAAGAUAUCAUAGUGUAAUGACACGGUGUGCACUCGCAACGUAUACACACAGCCACAGUUUACAACAUGAGGCAAUGCUCAAAGUCAACAGGGUUUUACUUAAGUGAAGACGUCUCCCAGUGACUCAUGGCUACCAGUGCCCAUGAUCUUUCAUUAAACCCAGAUACUUGGGGCGCGUUCCCCGCACCAGAUCUGAAUGUGAGUGCUCAAAGAGAUUGAACAGACCCAGAAGAAGGGAUGUUUCAGAGUGUAAAGCCAUUAUUUCACCCUAUUUUGCAUAUAUGUACAGAAUAUUCCAUCCUGUUUGUAAAUGACGAGUUGUAAAAUGUAAAGGUACUGCAUUUUGGACGUUGAAGACAUGAAAUAUUUUACAGAGCUUGGACCAAGCAAGCAUUAGGGCAGAGAAAACAGUCCUGUGUUUUUUGGGAUAAUUUUCUGAGUGGACCUAGUUGAUAAUACCAGCUUGUUUUCUUACUUUUAUUCUAAUGCUCUUCAGGGUACAUGUAUUGAACAAACGUCAGUGUUGAGAAAUGCAGCUCUUUGUAUUGUGUAUUUAAGUCAUGUUGUUUGAUACUAUAUUAUUAUUAUUCUUAAUUAUUGUAAUGCACUUGAACAGUGAACAAUAUUGUAAUAUUUUGUAUGAGUGACACCAAAGACAUGGCAGAUUGAAUAAGAAACUUACCAACACUAAUACGAUUUGUUACGGAUUCACUAUGGGCACUAAUAUUUCAACUACACUACAGAUCAACACUGAUUCUUAACUAGAUAUCGGUUUUGUUCUGUUUCAUUUUUUUUAAUAAAAGUGUGUUACCAACAGGA
Messenger RNA from Astyanax mexicanus (Mexican tetra), 2167 nucleotides. RefSeq names its product RAB40B, member RAS oncogene family (gene rab40b). Gene Ontology annotation, cellular component: synaptic vesicle; plasma membrane; endosome. Gene Ontology annotation, biological process: protein localization to plasma membrane; intracellular signal transduction. Lineage: Eukaryota; Metazoa; Chordata; Actinopteri; Characiformes; Acestrorhamphidae. The coding region runs from base 495 to 1361 and encodes 288 amino acids. The record is from RefSeq and is a predicted model, not a curated record. The transcript has 6 exons. Gene Ontology annotation, molecular function: GTPase activity; GTP binding.